This is a messenger RNA of Cheilinus undulatus (humphead wrasse), 1682 nucleotides long. It is a transcript of the gene scnm1, whose product is annotated as sodium channel modifier 1. The record is from RefSeq and is a predicted model, not a curated record. Gene Ontology annotation, cellular component: nucleus. Gene Ontology annotation, biological process: RNA splicing. The transcript has 8 exons. The coding region runs from base 266 to 931 and encodes 221 amino acids. Lineage: Eukaryota; Metazoa; Chordata; Actinopteri; Labriformes; Labridae.
CUUAAGCUGAGUUGGUUAGCUGUGUUGUUUUGGUUAGCAUCUUGCAAGCUAAUUGUAGCACCUGUUAGGAUUUGAUGAGCAGCCGUGUAAACUGACGACUCCGAGCCGAAUAUGUCUAAAGCUGUCGUAGUUGCAACAUCUGUGAAAACGUAACAUGUCCUUCGAAAUGCGUUUUUGUUUAGUUAUUCAUUAAAAAUACAUUUGAUUGAAACGGCGUGUGGCUGAUCUUCUGUCAAACUUUAUACCAGAGGAUGAAGCAGCGCUGAUGAAAAAUGGAAGAUAUACGUGCCUCGUGUGCUCCUACCGCCCAGUGUUUGACACUGUAGAUAUGCUGACAGUCCACAGGAAAGGGAAACGGCACCUGGAAGGACUGAAAGCAUUUUAUGGUAAGAAAGCCCAGCUGAAGAAUGAAAUAACAAAAAGGCAACAUGAAAACUAUGUCCAGGCUGAAGACAAAAGACAGGAACCCUCGUCCUCAGCUCCUUUACUGAUACAGACACGAAAGCUGACACAUCAUGCAUUACUGAAGACGGUACCGUACAACAGCUGCCAUAGAAAGACCAGCACAAAAUUGGACAAAGUACCCCAGAACUUCAGCUUACAGUUCAGCAAAACGGCAACAGAACAAGAAGAUGACCACCGGAAAACUGAAAGUUCAAACUGUUUAUCACAGAGAAGUUCUAGUGGCUGCACAGCAGCAGCUAAUGAAGAGUCGCAUCAAUCAGCUGAGCCAGAAGCGUUUCAAGCUACAGUGAAACAAGACGAUCAGCCUUUAACAGCAAAGAGGAGGCAAGAGCUGGAGCACUACCUCAGACUAAAAAGUAACGGGUGGAUACAGGAUCGGAGUGGCCAGUGGGUCAAAGACGAGAAUGUGGAAUUUGAUUCAGAUGAGGAGGAGCCUCCUUCACUGCCCUCCCCUACCAGUUACUGAGAGGGCUAAGAACUGUGGGAAAACACCGAUUGACUUUAACUAAAGCGGUUCAUUCAGAGACUAUAGUGGAACUUUUAGACACAGCAGGACACUCAAAGACUUUCUCUCCCCAGAUUUAUAACAUCCAUCAGUCUUUUAUUUCUUGUUUUUUUGUGUCAGCCAAUUCAGCUGCUCUUGAUCAAUCUGUAAAACCAUGCUUAUUUUUAUUUUAAGAUUAUUUUUUAACCUUUUUCAGCAGCUUUAUGUCCCACCAUUGUAUCACAAAGUGCCUUAAACCUGCACUUUUCGAAGAAUAGUCAAGGAAACUCCCGGAGUUGCAAAAAUGUUUCAUGCAUAGACGUUUUAAAGAAAAAUAUUCCCUUUUUCAGUUAUUUUUGCAGCUUUUUGCUUUAAUUCUGAGAGGACAGGACUGUGGAUAGUGAAAUGAAUCAGGGAGAGAGUGAAGUCAAAAAAAUAAAACAAAAACCAACUCCAAGGCAAACUCUUUAACAGAUUAAAUCUCUAUACUUAGUCAAGUACACAGUAAAAAACACACUUUGAUGAAUAUUACCAGGGACUUCCUUGAUACCAGCAAGGCUGCCUAUAAGGGGGGAUAAAGGGGAGAGGUCUCCAGGGCUCAGCCAAAUGUAGAGCCCAUGGAGAUUAGCAAAACCAUGAUCCAUUGUAAAUUUAGGUUGUAAUAACUUUUUGUUUUUAACCUAAAAUAACAACCCAUCUUAUCAAAGCAACAAAUAUAAAUAAUUUAUGUUUA